Metarhizium album ARSEF 1941 is the source of this 459-nucleotide messenger RNA. Its product is annotated as 2Fe-2S iron-sulfur cluster binding domain containing protein. The record is from RefSeq and is a predicted model, not a curated record. Gene Ontology annotation, biological process: P450-containing electron transport chain; positive regulation of oxidoreductase activity. Gene Ontology annotation, molecular function: 2 iron, 2 sulfur cluster binding. NCBI's taxonomy places the organism in Eukaryota, Fungi, Ascomycota, Sordariomycetes, Hypocreales, Clavicipitaceae. The coding region runs from base 1 to 459 and encodes 152 amino acids. The transcript is spliced from 2 exons. Gene Ontology annotation, cellular component: mitochondrion.
AUGUCCAACGCGGAGUCGGAGUGCGCCGGGAGCGUUCCGUUUGUCUGUGCUGCCGCCUCGAUCAUUCUCAACCACCAUACCAAGCCGCCACGGCCAUAUCGACCCUCCGAAGCCCGGCUCUACGUCACCUUUGUUGAAAAGGAUGGCCAGGAACACAAAUUUGCAGUCUCAGAAGGUGAUAAUCUGCUAGAUAUCGCUCAAGCCAACGAUCUCGAAAUGGAGGGUGCAUGCGGCGGCUCAUGCGCCUGCUCAACGUGCCACGUUAUCGUUGCCGACGAGGAGUUUUACGAUAAGAUUCCCGAGCCAGAGGACGACGAAAACGACAUGCUGGAUCUGGCAUUCGGCCUCACAGAGACGAGCCGACUGGGCUGUCAGGUCAAGAUGACAAAAGAACUGGACGGCCUAGUCGUCAAGCUGCCCUCAAUGACGCGGAACCUCCAGGCCAGCGAUUUUCAAUGA